CGUCUGCACUUCACCAGAAACACGGAAGCGGAAGUAGCGGGAGAAGAGUGAUGUUGCGCUGCUGAACUGUCAGUUACAUUUGUUUACAUCAGACUUUAUUUUCACUUAUUGGUGAAAGCCACGUACUGGCUUACAGUGAGGCAUUUCAACCCAGUUCAGUACUCAAGCAUAAAGAAGAGAUUUUCCAUCAUCACGGGAGAAAUGAGGAGCUUUGUUUCCGGAGUUUUGUUUCUGCACUUCUUGCUGCUGAUUAUACCUCACAUCAGCUGCUGGAAUGAUGAGGCUGUGUUACUGCGUGAUGUUCAGGUGCUCACGCUCCACAGAGGCCGCUACACCACUGCACGGCGCUCCAGUCCUGUGCCACAGCUGCAGUGUGUCGGAGGAUCAGCUGGCUGUGGAUCAUUCGUUCCUGAGGUGGUCCAGUGUUACAACAGAGGAUCAGAUGGCAUAGACACACAGUGGGAAUGCAAGGCUGACAUGGACAACGCGUACAGGUUCGGGCGCGUGGAGGUCUCCUGUGAAGGCUAUAACAGUCCCAAUGACGCAUAUGUGCUGAGAGGCUCCUGCGGUCUGGAGUACAUGCUGGAGCUCACGGCAGAAGGGAGGCAGCAGCACACGCACGGCUCAGGGGGUUCGUCGGGCUUCUCAGACUUUGCCUCGAACUUCUUCCAAGGCUUUUCCAAUCAUAAGCAGCAGCAGAGCGGAGGCCAUUCUCAACAGUCUAACGGCCAGUAUCCCUUCCAGAAUGGCCCGUCUGGUGAUGGAGUGGGUGGGCUUAUAGUGAUAGCUUUCCUUUUGCUGGUGGCAUAUGCUGUAUACAAGAUGUUUCUGUGCAGUCCUACUCACGGCCACCAAGGUUACAGUGGAGAUGGAUCCCAGGGAUACGGCGGGACAUGGGAUAACAGCCAGGGUAUGGAGCCACCGCCGCCUGGAUUCAAACCAGAUUAUUACUCAGCAGACCACUCAAGCUCAAGGCCCGGGUACGGCUUUUCUGAUGCGUACACCAGACCUCAGAGUUCUUGGACCGGUUUCACUGGUGGAAACACUGGUGGACGUGGUGGGGGUGGAUUCUGGACUGGAAUGGGCACAGGUGGAAUUCUGGGAUAUUUGUUUGGGAAUCAGAGACGCCAGCCACCCAUGGGCUUCGCAGGACCAUCUUACACCAACCAACCUUCUCCAGCACCAAAAACAAGCUCAGGAACACGGACCGCCUCGGGUUUUGGAGGAACUAAAAGAAGAUGAUUGAGCAACCUCAAUUCUCACAUUGGACAUGAUCAACAGACAUAUUACAAGGAAUUACAACUUUUUAUUCAUACUACUGUUCAUUUAUUGCCCAAAACUAAACUAGAUAGCAUAUUAUUGCUUUGAUUGGUUUGUUGCUGUUCUCUUAAAACAACCUGCCUUUUUUCAUUCUGGCCUUCACUAUGGGUUUAAAAAACAACACACCCAAAUACAACUGAUCUUACUGUUUAUUAAGUGUUUAAUGCAGUUUCUUCUCAAAAGAAACUGUUAUUUCAAUGUUUUACAUUCUAAAGGACUUUAUUUUCUAUAUAAAUAGAUGAUAUAGAAUCUUAAUAUAAAAAUAUUCAGUAAAUAUUUAAAGUCAACAUUAAAUCAAAAUGGACCCUAUUGACUUUCAUAACGCAAGUUCUUGGCCCUAUUCUGUAAUGAUUCACCCAUAUUACAAAGAAAAAAUGUCAUCAGAUUCAUUUCUGAUUCCAUUAUGGUAUAGACAAUCUAAUAAAUUAUCAAUGAAUAAGUGCUUGCAGAAAUAUGAAAGAACAAAAGGGUUGCAAAUGGAAUUUCAUGUGGACUUUUUUCUUGAUAAAAAAGAUCAAAUCAAAGGCAUGUAAAGUUAUGUAAAAUCUUUUUUUUUUUUGAGUGUGUGAGAUUACUGGACAUACUGUGAUAAAGUUCUUAGCCACUGGCUGUUGUGAAAACAUUCUAAUUUGCUAAGGUAUAAUUUGUCUAUUGGCUCACUCUAUUACUCAUUGCUUUUGACAUUAAAAUUCUGAUUUGUUAAAGCUCUUCUUGCUAUGACUAUUUGGCAUUUCACGUUAACUAUUAUAUUAAUGAAGUCAGGGUGACGUUUGUAGGUUAACAGUUGUGUACAGAUCUUUUGAAGUUUAUCUCCAUUAAAUUAUCAUGCUCACCUGAACAUAUGUGUCUACUGAUUCAGAUUACUGGCUCAUCAAGGUUUCACAAGUCUUUUCCACAA
Sinocyclocheilus grahami is the source of this 2218-nucleotide messenger RNA. RefSeq names its product store-operated calcium entry-associated regulatory factor (gene saraf). Gene Ontology annotation, biological process: regulation of store-operated calcium entry. The coding region runs from base 202 to 1242 and encodes 346 amino acids. Lineage: Eukaryota; Metazoa; Chordata; Actinopteri; Cypriniformes; Cyprinidae. Gene Ontology annotation, cellular component: endoplasmic reticulum membrane. The transcript has 6 exons. The record is from RefSeq and is a predicted model, not a curated record.